Thelazia callipaeda (thelaziosis nematode) is the source of this 1089-nucleotide messenger RNA. The record is from the annotation of a GenBank genome assembly. Lineage: Eukaryota; Metazoa; Nematoda; Chromadorea; Rhabditida; Thelaziidae.
AUGAUUGGCCUACCUGAUGCUUUUUUACCUUUCACUGAGAAUGGCAAGGGAGGUGGCGUUAUACAAGGUUCUGCAAGUGAAUGCAAUUUCGUAUCGUUGCUCGCUGCGCGAUUCGAAGUGCUAAAAGAGCUCAAACAGCGAUUCCCCUUUGUUGAAGAAGGGCUUUUGCUGGUGAAAGAUCGUUAUAAACUAACACAAGCUCUGGUAGUUGAUCCUCUAUAUUUGCAACAUAGCUGGACAGUAAUUUUAGAUAAGGCUAUCGAUUACCGCCAUUGGAGUAUUCCAUUGAGUCGCCGUUUCCGAUCGCUGAAGUUAUGGUUUGUGAUUCGAGCAUACGGCGUCGAAGGACUGCAAAACUAUAUUCGAAGAGUUCAGUAUUUUAAUACUUUAGUGGAGCACUUAAAAAUGAAGUUGUCUCUUAACAAACAUUGUUAUUUGGCCAAAUUAUUCGAACAACUUGUUCGGACUGACAAAUUAUUUGAAAUCGUUGGUGAUGUUAUUCUCGGUCUGGUUUGCUUCCGUAUGAUUGCAUCGGAAGAAAUGAAUCAAGAGCUUCUUACUAAGUUCAAACUGAAUUCAUCUGGUCAUAUUCACAUGGUACCAGCAUCAUUAAAUGGUCGUUUUGUAAUUCGUUUCUGCGUUUGUUCAGAACAUGCUACAGAAAAAGAUAUCCAUAUUGCCUAUAAUUUAAUUUCCCAAACUGCUCGACACAUUUAUCAUAAUUCGGUAUCAUAUCCACUUAUUGAAGAUGAAGAGCUGAAUCAGCCAGAAGAAACAAAAUAUGCUGCACAGAUAUGCUCUUUAUUCUUUUGUUGUUUCAUAGCAAACGAAUAUAAAGGAUUUCAAUCAGAUUGCAAAGGUUAUGGUAAAGAAGAAAUGCUGAGUAAAAAAGAGCAAACAACACGAUCACAGAGACGCUCAUUUCUCGUUCGGAUGGUUUCCGAUCCAAAAUGUUACAACCCAAAAAUUGUUCGCCAUCUCACUAUGAGUGGUUUUCGAAAAAUGACUGAAGAUGUCACUCGGGAUUUUUCAUUGCGGUUAAUAAAAAUUUCUGUCGAAUAUAUGAAAAAUAAGCAAUAUUGUCACUAA